GCGUAGACAAGCUUUUGCAGGACCGCUCACUUUUCCUCCGAAAGAAUGCGUCACUUUGCUCUGCUGUUCUUACUGCUCUUCGUUUUGGCAAUAACAGUCGAGGCACACAAAAAGAAAGCGAAAUCAAUUUGCUCAGGCAUGUUUAAAAACCACAGAAUAGCCAAUCUAGAAUGCAGAGAAUUCUGCAAGAUAGAGAUGAUUUGCCCACAAGGAGGAUACUGCAAAGUGAAGCGCGGUCGUCCUCAUUGUAUGUGCAGAGGCUGUCCCGGCCGCAAAAAUAAGAUUUAACAAAUUUACUCUACCUAUCUUUUCAAAGCAUC
Molecule: messenger RNA, 320 nt
Organism: Cylicocyclus nassatus
Lineage: Eukaryota; Metazoa; Nematoda; Chromadorea; Rhabditida; Strongylidae
Source: the annotation of a GenBank genome assembly